AUGACGGUCGUACAAAAUGAGAAUAACGAGUUGAUCUCGACUCAUACAGUCACGGGAUGGCGGAUUUACAUGGAUUACCGGAACUUGAACACAGCCACUCGGAGGGACCAUUUUCCCUUUCCGUUCAUUAACCAAAUGUUGGACAGGUCAGCUGGGCGAUCUCACUUCUAUUUCUCGGAUGGAUAUUCGGGGUACAAUCAGAUCUCAGUAGCCCCCAAAGAUAGAGAGAAAACAUCUUUCACAUAUCCAUAUGGCAUCUUUGCCUUUCGGAGAAUGCCUUUUGCGCUUUGUAAUGCAUCAGCUACACUCCAACGGUGUAUGUUUUCCAUUUUCACGGACAUGGUUGAAGACAUUAUGGAGGUAUUUAUGGAUGAUUUCUCCAUGGUGGGAGAUUCAAUCGAGGACUAUCUUCACAAUUUACAAAGAGUGCUCAGAAGACGUAUGGAGACAAGUUUAGUGCUGAAUUGGGAAAAGUGCCAUUUUAUGGUACGAGAAGGGAUAGUGUUGGGGCAUCGAGUGUCUAGUAAAGGAAUCGAGGUUGACCAUGCUAAGGUUGACGUGAUUGAGAAGUUGCCACCGCCUACUUUAGUCAAGGCAGUGAGAAGUUGGCAUUUGAGAAGCUGA
This is a messenger RNA of Nicotiana attenuata, 624 nucleotides long. RefSeq names its product RNA-directed DNA polymerase homolog. The record is from RefSeq and is a predicted model, not a curated record. The coding region runs from base 1 to 624 and encodes 207 amino acids. The transcript is spliced from 2 exons. Lineage: Eukaryota; Viridiplantae; Streptophyta; Magnoliopsida; Solanales; Solanaceae.